Tarenaya hassleriana is the source of this 2116-nucleotide messenger RNA. RefSeq names its product UBP1-associated proteins 1B. Gene Ontology annotation, molecular function: RNA binding. The record is from RefSeq and is a predicted model, not a curated record. NCBI's taxonomy places the organism in Eukaryota, Viridiplantae, Streptophyta, Magnoliopsida, Brassicales, Cleomaceae.
UGGUUUACUUUGGUUUAGUUCGGUUAGGGUUUAUUAGGGUUUCUUCUUCUAUUGUAUUUAAGGAACACUUUUCUUAUUUUGUAAAGAUAACAGAGAACUUUCUCUAAAUCCUUCUUCUUCAUCUUCCUAUUACUACUUUCUUUUUAAUCUCUAUCUCUGCAACUCUAUCUUAUUUCAAUGGCUUUUGAUGUUUUUAUCAAAAGUUGAUAUGGUAUCAGAGCUAUAACUUUGCUUCCGCAUUUUUGUUUUUUUUUCAUCCAUAGUUUUUUUUCCCUAAUUGUUUCUACGCCAUGGUCAUGGCUUUCUGUGUUUCAGUCUUUGCACACCAAAAUCACUCCUCUCAUGAUUCUCCAUCUUUCUUAGAUUUUUGUUAUGGCUACAACAGCUCAUUUUUCUUUAAUCUUCUUUCACUCUAUUCUCAUAUCGUGAAAAACGAAUCUUUCUCUGAUGUUACCCAUCUUCUUCUUCAUAUGAUAUAUGGUGUUUUGCUUCUGCUUCUACAUUUCUCUUUUCUUCCGUUUGUCAUCUUCCUCUUUAUAUGUUCUUCUUUCAUAAACCUUUGAUUUUUAGAUAAAUAUAAAAAAAUCCACGUACAAAAAAUAAAAAGAAAUGUUCGAGCCCGGUUCGAACCGGGGACCUCUAGUGUGAGACUAACGUGAUAACCUACUACACCACCCGGACGAUGCUUUCGAUGUUGACUAUGUAUGAAAAUGAGCAACAAACAGUUACAAGACGUCGCCGUCACCGUCAAUCAUGGUGAAAGCCAAAGACAAGGGGAAGAAGAAGAAGAAACACAGCAAGUCCGAGGAGAAGCUCAAGAGCGAGGUGAAGGAGAAGAAAAUCUCUAAGAAGCACAAACACAAAUCCGAAAAUCCCGCAAUACCCGUGAAGAAUGAUAAACGCAAGAAGAAACACAAGAAACCAGAGAAAUUCGAAGUGCCCAAGACCUACUUACCCGCUCGGGCCGCUCCUUCCAAUCCUUAUUCCACUCCAACCCCAAUUGCUAAAAAUGUGUCCGAGUACGGUCCUGAAGACCUCAGAAAGAUUUUGAAAUCCUACUCGAAGGAAGAGCUUAUCGAUCUCAUAUGCAGGAACGCCGAGAAGGGUUGUCGGUUAAUCUCCGCCGUCCAUGAGUCGGCGGUCGCUCAGCGGCAGAUAUUCGUGCGUGGUCUCGGACGGGAUACGACGCGUGAGAGACUCGAGACGGCUUUCGAACCCUACGGGGAGAUAGAGAAGUGCAUCGUGGUCACGGAUAAAAAGGGCAAAACCAAAGGAUACGGCUUCGUCCUGUUCAAGACGCUUAAGGGCGCGAGAAAGGCACUGAAAAGUCCGGAGAAGAAGGUGCAUAAUCGCACCGUGGUCUGCCGUGUGGCGUUGGGGAGGCCGUCUGGGGAUGGGAAAGGGCGGGAGGGGGUUGAACAGGUGAAGAUCGAUCCUACCCAGAUGGCUAAUAAUCACAAUGAAGUGUCUGGGCUUGAGCUUGCUCACGGACAUGUGGUCAAGAACGCGCUGCAGCACCAUAUCGGGUCGUCAGUGUUCGCCGGACAAAACAUCCCCUUUUUCGGACAGCCUCAUGGUUUUAACCCAAUGUAUGCAGCAAUGGGGAACCAAGUGGUUGCUGAUCUACGGAACUAUGCUGCAUUUGGCCCUGGUGUAAUGAACCAGGGCUUGAUGGUGCCACCGAACCACAUGGGCAUGUUGGGCCAAUAUGCUGCCGAUGGCCACGGAGGUUGCGGCGGCGGUGGAGAACGAGCUUGGUAUCUGAGGUAAUAAAGACAGUAUCACUGGAGAGCGAUGCCUUCGGGAUUGGCGGACAGACACAUGUGGAAUGACUCUGCUUAGUUAUGAGAUCGGCAAGGAUUAGCCUUUGAAAUCUUGUUGAACGUUUGCAUCUAACUUUGGUUGAGGCACAGGAGUUGCCUCUGCUUUCAGCUAAGGCUAAUGAUUAAUGAUAUCUUACUUACGGUCUGGCCGGAGCUUCUUACGCUUUCUUUUGCCAUUCGGUUUGCACCUUUCAAUCUGGUCUCUGUCUUGCUCACAGGGUCUUGGUUCGAGAUUUCUUUGUCAAGAUGUGUUUUUUUACCAAUGGCUAGAAUAUGUUUUUGUUGUCUGAAAA